Messenger RNA from Chelonia mydas (Green sea turtle), 2593 nucleotides. It is a transcript of the gene TMEM233, whose product is annotated as transmembrane protein 233. Lineage: Eukaryota; Metazoa; Chordata; Testudines; Cheloniidae. The record is from RefSeq and is a predicted model, not a curated record. Bases 200 to 529 code for a protein of 109 amino acids. The transcript has 3 exons. Gene Ontology annotation, cellular component: membrane.
CGGAGGGGGCGCCGCGCCUGGCCCGGGCGGGCUCUCUUGGCUCCCGCCGCCGGGGGGGGCGGAGGCGGAGCGAGGCGCGGGGAGGUCCCGGCGCCCCGGAGCCCUGCGCUGGGAGUUCAGACCCUCCCGCGGAGCUGCCAGCCCGGAGAGCGGAGCCUCUCGCCGCGUCUGCCCCGCACGCCGCCGCCUCCUCCCGCCCAUGUCGGAGCCCGCCGCCGGCUCGGAGCUCAAGCGGGCUUUGCACAGCAGCCCCGAGAGCAGCGCCCAGCAUGAGCCCCCGCAGGCCGCGCCCGUGCCCAAGAGCUACCUGGCCCUCAGCAUCUUCUCCUGCUUCUGCCCCGCGUACCCCAUCAACAUCGUGGCCUUCGUCUUCUCCAUCAUGGCUUUAAAUAGUUAUAGUCGAGGAGACAUAGAAGGAUCAAGAAGACUGGGUCGCAAUGCACUCUGGGUUGCUGUUGCAUCAAUCAUGAUUGGCCUUCUGAUUAUUGGGAUCUAUUGUGUAGUUCACUUCACAACGCAUGCUCUCUGAAGACCAGGACUGACCAUGAAGGAUUAUCAUUAUCUAAACCUCUGGGAAGGAAAUGUGUGAAGAAGAGGGGAAAAAAUCCUUCAUUCCAGACUGUUAGAUUUGACCCUCCAAGUCCCUCUCCAGAGGCAAGUUGCUGGUGGAUGAACUAAUAGUCCAAAGUUAGCACAUCAAAGUGGUGUGACCAGAUGUGCAAAGUUAUUUAUUUGAAAAAGAAUCUUGGUAUAGAGCAAUGCACGCCCUCCUAUUCUAAUGUACGGUGGGGUCUUGGGCCUUAGUGACCGACUUUACUUUCUCUCGUAUGUAGAGGGUGCCCUGAAUCCAUGGGUGUUCACUGGUUGAACUUAGUGACACAAAACCAACUGUUUACAGGACAUGAUUCAUGUCCUCAUCCUAAGCCCGGUGAAGCUAGUAGUCUGACUCCCAUUGACAUCAUGGAGCUUUGGAUUGGGCCCUGAAAGAUUUGUAUAAUAAUUUAAAAUUGCCUCAGCAUAUAAUCAUACUAAAUAACGAAUUUAUGGUCCGUUUUUAUCUGCUGUAGAAUCACCCUGAACCUGCAGUUCUUUCCUUCUGAGUCAUCCCGAGCUUUUCUGUCUUUCACCUUGGUUUUUUUUUCAAAUUCUGAAGGCUGAUUUCAAUCACUUGAUUAUGAAGGGAUUCUCUUGUCCCAUGUUGUGAGUCUAUGUGCAUUUCCUCCGAACGAUCUCUCACAUCUGUUGUCUUGUAUUGUUGAGCCACCUUGCAUUGUCCCCCCUCCUGCUUUGAAUGUGCACUAACAUAUUUUCCUCUUCCGCACUGUGUCUAUAAGCACAUUUUCUCAUAUUUUUUUCUGGCAAAGUAGGUGCAUUUUAGUCGAUGUGCAUGUCAAUCCAUUUUUUACAGUGUCUCUAGCAAAUCAGUUCAUCGGAUUGUGCCCCAUUUCAUUAGUGUUUGUGUUUAAUUCACCAACUCAUCUUGCCGCUAUGGUUUGUAUGUCAGCGCACUUAGCAAAAGACAGAUCCUGCCACCCUGGGUGACGCUGAGUAGCAUCGGACUAAUAAUACAACGGCCUGCUCGCAGAGUGAGGUACUGCUCAGUAAGAAUGGGGAUACAUCUACACAGCCCAGGGUAGAGAACCUCUCAGCCUGGGUCAACACCCUCCAGCUAGCACUAACACUAUAAAAAUAGCUGUGUAGACAACGCUUUGACGUGGCAGCUUAGGCUGGAGCUUGGAGUCGGAAGCCUAGGGAGGUGGUGGGCUUGCUGCCAGGAGCUGUGUAGAUGCAGCCUAAGGAGGGCAGGUUCUGCCUCUAAACAAAUACCAGAAUACAGGACAAUACAACUGCACUUCCUUAGCUGAAAACUUAAGAGAACAAAUUUGUUUUUUUAAGCAAAAUAAUCUGUGCCCCAGAAGGAUGACGUGCAGUAAAGAUUAACAUGGAGGGCCACAUCCUCCACUGGGGUAAGUCGUUGUAGCUCCGUUGACUUCAGUUAUUACUACAACUUCAAUUUACACUCAUUCUCCUCUCAUUCACAAUGGUGUAACUCAGGAGUGACUCCACUGAAAACAGUUGGAUUUUACCAGUAUAAAACAGGCAUAAAUGAGAAGAGAGUAAUGCCUGGAAUGAAUACAGCUACACUGUUGCAAAGGAAUAAUCUUCAGAAACCUGUGCCUGUCAAAGCAGACAUCCGGCAACAGAGUGUAUUUUCUGUGCACUGAGAUUAGGUUUUUAACAGAAUUGUACUGUGGGGUUUUUUGUUUGUUUCUGCCUUCAUGGUGGCCAAUUUCUGUUUUUUCAUUGAAGUCAGUGAUGUAAAUUCUGUUCUAAAUGACACUAGUAUAAAUCUUGAGUGAUUCCACAAAGUUGAUUGAUUCACUCAGGAUUUACACUGGUAGAAUUUGCCCAAUUAGGAGUUUGUAUGCCACUGACUUCAGUAAUCCAGGAACUGCCCCAUUCUGAGCACUUCUGAAUGAUUUUUGGAUACUGUUUCACUGAUUACAAAUGUUUUGUAGCUUGCAUUAUUAUCAGGUGUAAAAAAAUUGUCAUUGAGAGGCAGAAUAAAACUGGUUUUAACUAAUCAUGUUCA